AUGGCUAUUCAAAAAAUCAUUGGAGCUUUUAGUAUUACAGAUUACCUUCUUCUUUUUGUUUUAAUCUUUGCUACGUAUGUUUUUAACUUUUAUUAUAAAUACUUUACUCGUCCCAAUCCACUCCCUGGUCCAUUACCUUUACCAUUCAUCGGAAAUCUUCACAACAUUGCUAACGAUUUAAGAUUAUUUUAUGGUAAAUGUCGAUUAAAAUACGGAGAUAUCUGUGAAAUAAUGUUUGAUGGAAAUAGAUGUAUAAUUCUCACACGACCAGAAUAUAUUGAAAAAUGUGCAUCAAGUUUAAAGAAGUUUACAUAUUCUCAAGGUCUAGAUGAACUUGGAUUUUAUGGACAAGGGGUUAGUGCCAAUGAAGAUUAUGAGAAAUGGAAAUAUAACAAACAGUUCUUUACUCAGGCCAUAUUAGCACCAAGAUUUAUGGAUAAUGUUGCAAAAUCUACAAAUAAAUUGUUUGAAGAAUUGAGCGGAUACUGGCAGUCUCUUGGAAUGCAAAAUGCUUCAAAUAAUAAAAAUAAGGCUAAUUGGACUUUAGAAACCGAUUUUGCUGAAUGGUUUCAUGCAUUUACGAAUGAUGUUAUUUCAAUAAUAGUUACCGGUGAACGUACAUAUUCAAUUGCCUCCUACUAUAACAUGCAAAGUACUGUAAAAUCUGAACAUCCUGAUGCGCUAGUUGAAGAUGGGAAUAAAUUCGUCAAAGCAUUUAUUAAAUAUGUUGAAUGCCUCUUUUUCUUCAUGUUGGUUGGCCCGUUCUUAAGGCUUUAUGUUCCAAUAAUCAAAGAUAAGGCAAAUUCUUACUUAAAAAAUCGUGAUUAUAUACAUGAAAAAUUGGAUCUCAUAAUCAAAAAGAGAAGAGAAGAGAUCGAAAAAAUGCCAGUGGGUACAGAAAUGAAUUCUGAUAUGUUGACUUCCUUAAUCAUUGCAAAUACAGAAAGGGAUAUUGCUAAAAUAAAAGCAGUAGGCGGUGAGACGUUUGAACCUAUGACCGACGAAGAUAUCCGAAGUAAUUUGAUAGAUGCAUUCGCCGGUGGAACUGAUACUACUGCCAACACCUUUUGCUGUGUAAUCUAUUAUCUUUGUAAACAUCCAAAUGUAAAACAAAAAAUGAUUUCAGAAAUUGAUUCUGUCUUUGCUAAAUCUUCUAAUAAGUCUUAUUUGACAAGUAAUGAUCUCUUAAAUCUAAAAUACUGUGAAGCCAUAAUCAAAGAAACUAGUCGUAUGAUUCCAAUAGUAAAUUUUACAGCUCGUUACAUGACUGAAGAGUGUGAAAUUGCAGGAUAUAAAUGGGCUGCUGGUACACUUUUUCACUUAAAUUUUGUAGGAGUACAUGGUCACUCUGAAGUUUGGCCUAAUCCUGAAGUUUUCGAUCCAAAUAGAUUUUAUGAUGUUGUUCAAGAUGAUAAAAUAUUAGAAAACAAAUAUUCCUUGAUAAUCUUUGGUGGUGGUCCACGAAUCUGCCCUGGAAGGAAGCUGGCAAUGGGUGAACUACUUAUAUUGAUGGCAUUGGUUUACAGAUAUUAUAACGUUGAAUUGGUGAAUAUUGAUGAGCCAUUAAAAAUUGUUACCGCAACGGGUAACAAUGUUGAAGAGUUGAAAAUUAGAAUUA
Molecule: messenger RNA, 1618 nt
Organism: Racocetra persica
Lineage: Eukaryota; Fungi; Glomeromycota; Glomeromycetes; Diversisporales; Gigasporaceae
Source: the annotation of a GenBank genome assembly